Messenger RNA from Rodentolepis nana, 687 nucleotides. NCBI's taxonomy places the organism in Eukaryota, Metazoa, Platyhelminthes, Cestoda, Cyclophyllidea, Hymenolepididae. The record is from the annotation of a GenBank genome assembly.
GAGCACGGCUUGAAGGACGUGGUCAGUGUUGAUCAACGAGAUGUUCUCGCUGAAGGUUUUCCAGAAGCUGGCUCUACUCAUAAUCCCGAUGGUUGUCAUGCUGUCAUGAUCGAUCUACCACAACCGUGGGCUGUUAUACCAAACCUGCCUAAGUGUUUUACUGCUUCAGGCGGGAGGGUGUGUGUCUUCUCACCUUGUAUAGAACAAAUACAAAAAUCCUGCAAUAGUCUACGCUCAGCUGGCUUUACUCAGACUGAAGUUUUUGAGUGCGUUUCAAGAAACUACGAUUUUGUGCAUUCAGUUUUGAACGUGCCCAACUUUGGCCAGAAGAGCGCCACUGACCUAUUAAAUGGGACCUACGUUUUCGGAAAGUCCGAUGUAACUGAAGAAACAAAUUCAGUUGGCAAGACAUAUAAGAAGCAUGAGCCCCAUCUCUACCCCCCAUUGGACAAAUACCUCGCAUCCACAAAUGGCUCUAAAGGCAAGCAUGGCAAUCGUGAGGAUGGCUGCUGGGUUGCUGUGCCGAGGCACAAAGAUACGGGUCAUACCGGCUACUUGGCGUUUGCCUCAUAUAUUCCCAUGUGUAAAACUGAAUUGACUCCAUCUACUGCAGUCACUUCCACAACAGACGUUCAAGGGAACGAGGGAAUCGAUCAGGCCAUGGACUGCAGUGAAACAAAUCAAUAA